This is a messenger RNA of Passer domesticus (house sparrow), 1858 nucleotides long. It is a transcript of the gene OTX1, whose product is annotated as orthodenticle homeobox 1. Gene Ontology annotation, molecular function: DNA-binding transcription factor activity, RNA polymerase II-specific; RNA polymerase II cis-regulatory region sequence-specific DNA binding. NCBI's taxonomy places the organism in Eukaryota, Metazoa, Chordata, Aves, Passeriformes, Passeridae. The transcript is spliced from 4 exons. Bases 581 to 1588 code for a protein of 335 amino acids. Gene Ontology annotation, cellular component: nucleus. The record is from RefSeq and is a predicted model, not a curated record. Gene Ontology annotation, biological process: regulation of transcription by RNA polymerase II; multicellular organism development.
GGAGCGGCGCGGGGCGGUGCGGAGGAGCCUUCGCCCCGCGCUGCCAUUGCCCGGGCGGCUGUCAGUCAGGCGGGGAGCGGCCGGGGAUUGGCGCCGGGCUGGUUACGCAGUUGCUUUGCGCGCACAUACAAGGGUAGGGCCGGGGGUAGGUGAUCAAUCCUCAUCAGGGCCGCGGCUCCAUCGCCCCGACAGCGCGGGCCGCCGGCAAGGCGCUCCGGCCUCGCCUCCGCGCGGGGAAGAAAUCCGCCUGGCUCUCGAUCCUCGUUGUUGUUUUGAUUUUUUUUUUCCCUUCGUUUUUAUUUUUCUCUCACUUCACCUGCUAUCUCUCGAGGACCUCGUGGCGGUGACGGCAGGACUGAACGAAAAAACUCUUUUCACGCCGACUUUGUGCUCCGUUUUUAAAUUGUCGUUGGCUUUAAUUUUUUUUUUUUUGCCUGUUAUUUGGGGAUUUUUUUCGGGGACUCUUUUUUGUCAGUUUUUUUCCCUUUCAUUUCUCCCUUCCCCACCCCAUACAUUCGAUUUGAUUUUGAUAUUUUUUUUUUCCUGCCGGACUUUGGAGGAAAACUGCCCGGCUUCUAGCAUGAUGUCUUACCUCAAACAGCCCCCUUACGGCAUGAACGGGCUGGGGCUGACGGGCCCCGCCAUGGACCUGCUGCAUCCCUCCGUGGGGUAUCCGGCCACCCCGCGGAAGCAGCGGCGGGAGCGCACCACCUUCACCCGCUCGCAGCUGGACGUGCUGGAGGCGCUCUUUGCCAAGACCCGCUACCCAGACAUCUUCAUGCGGGAAGAGGUCGCCCUGAAGAUCAACCUGCCCGAAUCCCGAGUCCAGGUCUGGUUCAAGAACCGCCGCGCCAAGUGCCGGCAGCAGCAGCAGAGCGGCGGCGGGGCCAAGAGCCGUCCGGCCAAGAAGAAAUCCUCGCCCGCUCGGGAGAGCUCGGGCUCGGAGAGCAGCGGGCAGUUCACGCCGCCGGCAGCGGCCUCCAGCUCCGCCUCGUCUUCCUCCUCCAGCUCGGCCUCCUCAGCCCCGGUGGGCGCCCCGGCCUCUCUCAGCACCCCGGCGUCGUCCAUCUGGAGCCCGGCUUCCAUCUCUCCCGGCGCGGCGCCCGCGGGGGUGACGGUGCCCGAGCCGCUGCCGCCGGCCGCCGCCUCCUGCAUGCAGCGGGCCGGCCCCGCCGCCUCGGCCGCCUCCGCCUCCUACCCCGUGUCCUACAGCCAGGGCGGGGGGUACGGCCAGGGCUACCCCGCGCCGCCCUCCUCGUCCUACUUCGGGGGCGUGGAUUGCAGCUCCUACCUGGCGCCCAUGCACUCCCACCACCACCCGCACCAGCUCAGCCCCAUGGGGCCCUCCUCGGUGCCGGGCCACCACCACCACCACCCGCUGAGCCAGAGCUCGGGCCACCACCACCAUCACCACCACCACCACCACCACCAAGGCUACGGCGGCACGGGGCUGCCCUUCAACUCCUCCGACUGCCUGGACUACAAGGAGCCCGCCGCUGCCGCCGCCGCCUCCUGGAAGCUCAACUUCAACUCCCCCGACUGCCUUGACUACAAGGACCAGGCGUCCUGGCGCUUCCAGGUCUUGUGAGGGACCGGUCACCUUCCCCCCAAGCUGCCACUGACCCCCACCCGGGGACUCCCCGCCGCCUCCCGGGCAGGACUCUGGGCUCUUCCUCCUCCUCCUCCCUCUUCGUUAGCAGUGGCGAUGUCCUGGGGAGGUCCUGCCGCCCCCAUCUCUACUGACUGAUAUUUAUUUGCUUCCUGCACCACUCCACCAGGUUUAUUAUAAUUAUUAUUUUUUUAAACGCAACAGAAGAGGAGUUUAAAAAAAAAAAAAAAAAGAAAAUUCAAAAGCCAA